CCUCUUGGCCCCUUUCCCUCCUCUAUCCCUCCUCGGCGUCUGCGUCAGGCCCCUACUUGCGUGACGCGCGGGGUCUGGGUGGGAGCUGUCCACUCGCCUGGGGUGCUGAAUGCAGCAGCGGCGGCGGCGGCGGCGGCAGCGGAGAUAGAUGAGAGCCUUCUCGGCUCCAAGAAUCUUGUUUCCAUUCCUCGGACGGUCAGCUCACCGCCCCGCCACCUCUCUUCCAUCACCACCCCUUUGGGAACUGAGCCAGGGGGGCAGCAGUCGCGGCGGCGGGUGCUGAGCAACGGCGGAAGACGAGACAACACCUGGCAGCAGCCUGGAAUCUGAUUUGCUUCCUCUCGCCUUUUAUAAGAGAUAUAUUUAUAUACGGUUUUGAGGAGUCGCAAGGACCAAGCCGGAGCCAAGUGCGGGCUGUCUCCCACCUCGGCCACACUGCUUCAUUUCCCCCUCCCCACCUGCAACUGGCACCGCAAACAAGCCUUACCUCGUUGCAUCUGCGAGGAGCCGCCCCCACCCCUACGCCUGCCUCGCCUCCGGUUGCAUGGCAGCGCUGCCCGGGCGCGGGGGCUCAGAGCCGGCCCCCAGGGAAGGAGGAGGAGGAGGCGGAGGAUCAUGAAGCCGGGAGUCGCGGACGCGCCGGACGGCGAGCAGCAGCCAGAGGACGAGCCGGAGCAACCCCCGCCCCGGAGACACCGGGACGCCGACCAGCGUUCACUGCCGCCGCCACAGCAGCAUCAGCGGCCACGGGCAGACUCGGAGCAAGAGGAGAAGGGCGCCAGCGGCCCAGAAGAGGAAGAGGAAGAGAAGGAGAGGCCACUCACCCGCCCGGAUCUGCCCUUCUCCCGCCCCUUGCCUCUCGCCCCAAGAGACCUUUGAUGGAGCCAAGGGGAAGGGGCCACGGAUUUACAGACUGCCUCAGGGGUGGGCUGGGGGCUGAAAUCAUGUAACUACUCCUUCCUCCUGUCUGUUCCCACACGCCCCUUUUCUCUAUCCCAUCUCUCUGCUCCACUGCCUCCCGUCCCCUAUACACUCACCCUUCCUCUAGCCAGGAUCCUAAUGCUCAGGAAGGAAGCAGAUCUGCAAGAGUUAAACGAUCUUUUCUUCCCUCCUUCUUUCCCCCUCGCCAGCCCAUUAUUUUCCCACUUCUAUUCUCCUAAUUGACUUUUCCCUCUUCUGUGCAACCCUUUAGCUGCAACAGCAAAGCACAAGCCCCUUGCCCAAUUUCACCGGCAAUUCCUCCUCCCUGCCCCCUCACCCCCCAUCCAACUGCUCUCUUAAAAGUAACUCUGGUGCUUCUGGGGAUUAAUUGCCCCAGUUUUCUGCCCAGGAGAAUUAAAACUUCUCCCAACCUCCUCUCCUCCCCACUGUACACCCCCCACCCCCACAACCGAUCACCUGAUACCUGAGGAAAACUAUUUCUCUCUGCACAUGCAGUACUCAAUUUUUCACUGGGCUGAUUUGCCCUAAGCCCAGCUCAGUCCACUCCAAAUUUGAUUUAUAAUCUUCCUCACCCUUUUAUACAAAAGAAAAGAAAUUUCCCACUGCCUAGGAAUUUGAGAAGAACCCAAAAAUCUUCUCCUGGGAAACUUUCUAACAACUAGACCUUGAUCUCAAGGCCUAAACAGCUCUUCCUCAACAUUUUUAAAACCCCCCUUCUCCUCCCAGUGCCCUCAAGUCAAAGGCCAAAAGGAGACACCCUGAGCAAAGCUAAGGUUGCGGGAGGGAGGAAAGAAAACCUUUUUUGUUGUUGUUGGGCUUUCCGGGGAGAGUUCAAAAUCAGUGACUUACAGUUCUAAGUCCUGGGGGCAGUUGAUUUGCUACUUGGAAGGGGUUUAAGAGGAACCAGUGAGAAAGCAGAUCCUCCCAAAACACAGCUUCGCUGUGGACCCCCCCAAAACCAUUCUACUAUCUUCUUCUGAAAAGACUCCAGCUGCCCCUCCCGGGCUCUCUGCUUCCACUGGGCACAUGCUGAUGCCCCUGAGUGGGCUGUUCUGGUGGUGGUGGUGCUGCUGCUGCUGUGCCUGGUACUGCUGUGGAUUGUGUGCCCCGGCUCCCCAGAUGUUGCGCCACCAGGGUCUCCUCAAGUGCCGCUGCCGCAUGCUCUUCAAUGACCUGAAGGUUUUCCUACUCCGGCGCCCCCCUCCAGCGCCCCUGCCCAUGCACGGAGACCCCCAGCCCCCCAGUUUGGCGGCCAACAACAACACCCUUCCGGCUCUAGGUGCCGGGGGGUGGGCAGGCUGGAGGGGCCCUCGAGAAGGGGUGGGCAGGGAGACCACCCCUCUGCCACCUCCACCACCUUUGCCACCUUCUUCUGUGGAAGAUGACUGGGGUGGCCCAGCCACAGAGCCACCCGCCUCGCUGCUCAGCAGUGCCUCCUCAGAUGACUUCUGUAAGGGGAAGGCUGAGGAUUGCUACUCACUGGGCAGCAGCCUGGACAGUGGCAUGAGGACCCCGCUCUGCCGCAUCUGCUUCCAGGGGCCGGAACAGGGGGAGCUGCUGAGCCCGUGCCGCUGCGAUGGCUCCGUCAAGUGCACGCACCAGCCCUGCCUCAUCAAGUGGAUCAGCGAGCGCGGCUGCUGGAGUUGUGAGCUGUGCUACUACAAGUACCACGUCAUCGCCAUAAGCACAAAGAACCCUCUGCAGUGGCAGGCCAUCUCUCUGACAGUCAUUGAGAAGGUUCAGAUUGCAGCCGCCAUCUUGGGUUCCCUCUUCCUCAUUGCCAGUAUCUCUUGGCUCAUCUGGUCGACCUUCAGUCCCUCGGCAAAAUGGCAGCGCCAAGACCUCCUUUUCCAGAUCUGCUAUGGGAUGUAUGGAUUCAUGGACGUGGUGUGCAUAGGUCUCAUUGUGCACGAGGGACCCUCCGUGUACCGCAUUUUUAAACGGUGGCAAGCUGUCAACCAGCAGUGGAAAGUGCUGAACUAUGAUAAGACGAAAGACCUGGAGGAUCAAAAGUCAGGAGGCAGGACAAACCCCCGGACCUCCUCAUCCACCCAGGCCAAUGCCCCCUCCUCUGAAGAGGAGACCAUGGGUGCCCCUGGCCCUGAGGAAGGCCCUGCCCGGGCGGCCAGCCACCCCUCAGGCCCUCUGUCCGAUCACCACUGUGCUUACACCAUCCUGCACAUCUUGAGUCACUUACGACCUCAUGAACAGCGGAGUGCUCAGGGCGGGAGCCGGGAGCUUGUCAUGAGGGUCACAACAGUGUGAAGGGAGAGACGUGGAAAGAAGGCCAUGACCAUGCACAGAGAUGAGGAGGCUGGGCCAGGAAGGGGCUAAGGCCUGGCAGGCCACAGUCUGGGGAGCAGGUGUGGGGAGGCAAAGUGGCAUCCCAGGGGCCGGAGCAGAGGGCAGACAGAAGGUGGUGGGCCUUGUGGGGCCCUGGAGGCAGGGUCAGAUCUGGAGUGAGUGAGUUAGGUGUCUAGAUUGCUUUUCGUGAUUCUGAUCAGUCAACCCCCAUUCUCCAACAAGAGGAAGAAGAACCAGUACAAACUCAACAAGGAAGUGCAAUACAGUUCGAACAUAAAACACAAGGACAAAAAUCCCAGAUGUGCCCAUGCACAAAGCGCCUGGGAGAAAAGGAGGCUUGGGAAGGGCGAUGGUGAGUUGGUGGUGACAGUGCCCCCGCAUGCACGAGUGGUGGGAGAAAAAAUGCAAAGGGGCAAAGAGUGUGCAAAGGAAAAGCACUGUAGCCUGCCUUGUUUUCCCCUUGAGUUUGUUUCUUUCUCUCUGGACUGUUUUUGGGGCAGUGGUGGGGAGGGAGAAGGAUGGGUGUGGGCUGGCAAGGAUGACAGAUGGCAUUUGUGGCCCCUGGCCUUGUCUGGGUAGGCAGGAUUCCUGACUCAGAUGGGACUUUGGGGCAAUGUGCAGGGAGGGAAAUGUUGGUUCGAGCCCCUGGAGGGAGGGAGGUUUCGGCUUCCUUUCAAACUGGGAACUCCCAAUUUCAGAUAGGCUCAAAGAGGGCUUAGGUUUGGAGAUGGGUGUCUUUUUGUGCCCUUGUUACUUUAUUUUAUGGUGGUUUGGCUCAAAGAUGUUUACAAGAAACACACACACACACACACACACACACACACACACAACUAGAGAAAAGUACAGAUUUCCUUUGGGUAUCUCAAGCACAGUCCUGCUGCUGUGGCUUCAGCCUUCAAAGCUGUCAAUCCAGGAGUGACUCUCGCAGCUACCCAACCCGGCCCAUUGCCAGGACAUGCUCAAUGUCAUGCCUUCUCCUGCGUUGGCACAUGCCGAGGCCCAGGGCCCCCAGGACAGCCCACUUCCCAUCUGGGGCCCCCCAGGAUAGCUUCUGUAGCAAAUGGGAGGAACUUGGUUGGAUGUGCCCCCAAGAGUGGAGUGGAGACCAAUCUAAGUAUUUCUUACAGCUCGGGACCCUCACCCGAAGGCAGUAAUCCCUCAGUGACACGUUCUCCCCUGUCCCUCCCGUGUAGCUAGGCAGGGCCCAGGGACCCUGGCGGGGAGAACUGUCCCUCUACCCCAGCCUGCUGGCUCCUGGGACCUUGCCAGGAAGGCCACUGGGGUGGUCACAUGCAGAGUUUCUCAUUGUCAAUGCACAAUGGCCGCGCAAUCCAUGGGUAUUAAAGGGACACUGUCAAGUACUUUUUUAAACUAGUUUUUAGGGUUUUUUAAAACUCUCUGUUGUUUGUAUUAUUCUCUUAAAAGCUUGAAAAUAAAAUUUCUUUCCCUACCA
This is a messenger RNA of Suricata suricatta (meerkat), 4699 nucleotides long. RefSeq names its product membrane associated ring-CH-type finger 4 (gene MARCHF4). The transcript has 5 exons. Gene Ontology annotation, molecular function: ubiquitin-protein transferase activity; zinc ion binding. The coding region runs from base 1969 to 3207 and encodes 412 amino acids. The record is from RefSeq and is a predicted model, not a curated record. Lineage: Eukaryota; Metazoa; Chordata; Mammalia; Carnivora; Herpestidae. Gene Ontology annotation, biological process: protein ubiquitination.